Molecule: messenger RNA, 1410 nt
Organism: Panicum virgatum (switchgrass)
Lineage: Eukaryota; Viridiplantae; Streptophyta; Magnoliopsida; Poales; Poaceae
Exons: 6
Coding region: 113-1234 (373 amino acids)
Molecular function (GO): DNA-binding transcription factor activity; DNA binding
Source: RefSeq, a predicted model, not a curated record
ACACGCAUGUGAAGUGGCUGGGUGUCUAACCAGAUAUAUAGAUUCUGAUUUUCAGUUCUUGCUAGCUGGUCGGUUCGGCGUAGUUGGAGCGAGCGAGCUAGCUGAGAGAUAGAUGACCAUGGUGAGGACGGCGGUGGUCGGCCGGGAGAGGAGCGGCGGCGUAAGGCAGUACAACAGGUCGAAGGUGCCACGCCUCAGAUGGACGCCCGAUCUGCACCACUGCUUCGUCCACGCCAUCCACAAGCUCGGGGGACAGGACAAGGCUACGCCGAAGCGAGUUCUGCAGCUGAUGGGAGUGGGAGGACUCACCAUAUCUCAUGUCAAAAGCCAUCUGCAGAUGUACAGAAACAUGAGAAAUGGUAUUGGAAUGCAAGGGUCGCCGAUGCAGCAGGUGCCCCGGCCGGAUGAGGAGCACAUCUACGGAGGAGGCCGCGGCAUGCAUGUGGAACUCUGCAGUGAGGAUGCGCAGCGGCAGCAGUGGUGGGAUCAUGAGUGCGAUGGCCCCUGCUGCUGCAUCUGCCGCUCGCCAAAGCCUAGAAAGGAGCCAACAAUGCCGCUGCUGCUUCACCCCCAACUGAAAAGCAACAGGACGGAGACGAGGCGGGAGCGGGAGGAGGAGGAUUACGGCGGGAGCGCGAGCCCCAAGAGCCUGCUGCUGCGAGGCCCAGGACCAGGAAUAUGUGAGGGCGACGGGUCAUCGCCGCCGCGCCUCUACCGCGCCCUCGCAGCAGCAGCAGCAGGUGGCUACAACUACAUGCGCAUCAUGCAAGCGGCCAUGGGCGGCGGCGUGGCUGCUGCUGCUCCUCCUCACGCGGAGGCGGGGGUGGUGGUGGAGCCCCUGCAGGGAGCGGGAAUAAAGCGGCAGCGGCACGAGGCGCGGCCCCUCGCCGCAGCAGACGGCGGACACGGCGCCUCUGCCCCUCCUCCUCCCUCUCCCUGCAGCAGCAAGCUCUUCACAUUCUUGGGCUUCGUGGUGGCGCCGGGGCCGUGCCGUGACCACCCUUCUGAGAUAGCCGGCAGAAGGACUCCCACCGGCCACAGCGUCCCUCCCACGGCGAACCGGUUGCCGCCAAGCAAGAUGAAGACUGCCAAGCAAGCACACGACGACGACGACCGCGGCUGCUCGCUCUCGCUGACCCUGGCGCUGGACGCCGGCGGGAGCGGCGAGGAGACGACGUCGUCGGCGGGGAGCCGGAUCAGCCUCGACCUGUCGCUGUCCACGUCGUCGAAUUGACCGACCUCUGUCUCUGCGUCCUGCGCUGCGGCGGCGUGUGUGCUUGCUUGUGCCCAUGUGACGGACGUGGGGUGCAGUAUGGGCCUAGGUGGGCCUCUUGCUCAAUUUUUGCCUGGUGUCCUUGUAGCCUUUGGCCCAUACAGCCCAGAUGUAAUAGCAGCCAAGUUUCUGCUACA